AUUACGAUGCUCCUCUGUCAGAAGCAGGAGAUUAUACACCGAAGUACCAUCUUCUCAGAGAUCUCUUCAGCAAUUUCAACAAAGAAAUCCUCCCUGAGAUGCCUGGUCUGCGCUGGAAAGAACAAUAUGAGGCUGCUAUAUUAUUCCAGCAUCUUUCACUAUGGGAUGCUUUGCCAUUCACACAUGAGCCUUUUAGAGCUCAGUUCCCUGUUAAUAUGGAGAGUCUGCCGGUCAACAACGGAAACGGUCAGGCGUACGGAUACACGCUUUAUGAGACCAGCAUCACCCGAGGAGGCUCUUUAAAAUCAGGAGGAAACGUCCAAGACAGAGCUCUGGUGUUUGUGAACCAAAGUUUCAUCGGCAGUUUUCACCACAGGAAUUUGGAAUUAGCUGUACCUGAUGGAAAGGGGAAACGCACUCUGAGUCUUCUGGUGGAGAACUGUGGCCGUGUGCAUUCUGGUAAAGAAAUGGAUAACCAGCGCAAAGGAAUUGUUGGGGACAUUUUAUUAAACCGCACGCCACUUAGAGACUUCACCAUAUAUAGUCUGGAUAUGACCCCUGCCUUUAUUAACAGCUUGUACAGGGCGAACUGGAAGACUGUCCCUAGCAAACCGAGCUUCCCAGGCUUUUUCCAGGGCAGGUUAUUUGUGAAUGGAUAUCCCAGCGACACUUUCAUGAAGCUUCCGGGUUGGAGUAAAGGUGUAGUGUUUGUUAAUGGGCAAAACAUUGGCAGAUAUUGGGACGCUGGACCACAGCAAGCUCUGUUUCUACCAGGACCCUUCCUCAACAGUGGAAUGAACCAAGUGAUUGUGUUCGAAGAAGCAGAAGCGGAUUUAAAAACACAAUUCGAAGAUUCUCCUGAUCUGGGAAUGACGGUUGACAUUUAAUGAACACAUUUUAUGCAAAUCAUCUUAUGCAGGCACAGGACUGUACACUCGCAGGCAUAAACUCUAUUAAAGUGGCCAUAAAAGAAACACAACAAUAAAAUAAAUGGCACAGAUAAAUUGUUAAAGCAGUCAUAGCAAACUUGUAUUAAUAACAUGGCUUCACAUUCCAUGCCUUUUUAAACACAUUUUUAAAACAUUUUUAUGACAAAGUGCAGUCUAGCAGUUGACCGUGUGUGUAGUUUUGCAUUCAAAUGCUCGUUUUAACAGUAGUGAGUGUGUUUGCGUUUGUUAGCAUUGUAUUGUUUUGAUUGUCGCUCAUACUGUUUCUUGCUGGAAGUAGUGGUGGAGGUACAUUUUGAUGUAUUUUUAUAUGAACACUUUGACAGCUGCGCUGGCUAUUUAUAUUAAUAUUAGAGUGUCUACUGUAGAGACCAGCCUUAUCAUUUUGUUUUGCCUUCUGAGAAUAAAAAAAUGUUUAAAUUGAUUUAUGUCAAA
Molecule: messenger RNA, 1382 nt
Organism: Danio rerio (zebrafish)
Lineage: Eukaryota; Metazoa; Chordata; Actinopteri; Cypriniformes; Danionidae
Source: RefSeq, a predicted model, not a curated record